Molecule: messenger RNA, 6979 nt
Organism: Oncorhynchus nerka (sockeye salmon)
Lineage: Eukaryota; Metazoa; Chordata; Actinopteri; Salmoniformes; Salmonidae
Product: phospholipid-transporting ATPase IC-like
Exons: 28
Coding region: 309-4025 (1238 amino acids)
Biological process (GO): phospholipid translocation; Golgi organization
Cellular component (GO): trans-Golgi network; plasma membrane
Molecular function (GO): ATP binding; magnesium ion binding; ATP hydrolysis activity
Source: RefSeq, a predicted model, not a curated record
UACAUGUCAUUUCAGCUCCGAAAUUCUUUUUUUUGGUCGUUUGUUUUAAUGAAACAGAAGGCGUUUUUUUUGUGAAGUUAUUUUUAAAACUCAUCCUGCCAGGCCAGUUUGUCAAGUUUCAGGGUUGGUAUGUAGUCAGGUAGCCAUUACGCAGGUAAAGGGAGUGAACAAAACUCCACAAUUGUUUGUGGCGAGGACAGAACAAACAUGGUACAAUAACCAGAAACUGGAAGAUCAUACGGAAAGAAAAAAAAAGAAAUUAUCGACAUAGAAUAAUACUGUGGGCGACCUCCAGACGUUUCUCCACUAUGAGUCGGGAGCGAGCAGACUCCCAGGGGUCACUUGGGCCUGACGAUGAGGUCAUGCCAUAUAGUGACGACGAGACAGAUGAUGAGUUGGACCCCGGCUCAGACGAAGAGCGGCCACAGGUCGAAGAGGCCAAGAGCACCGAGUCUGGUUGGAGAGUCAAAGCAAACGACAGGGCCUUCUGUAACCUGCCAGAGUUUCAGAAAAAAUAUUUCUUGUGUCUCAAGAAGAGUAAAUAUGCAGGGAAUGGAAUCAAGACAUACAAAUAUAACGCGUUGACGUUCAUCCCACUGAAUCUGUUCGAGCAGUUCAAACGAGCUGCUAACCUUUACUUCCUGGCCCUGCUCAUCUUACAGAUCAUUCCUGAGAUCACCACGUUGCCUUGGUACACCACCUUAGUGCCUUUAGUUCUGGUGCUGGGAAUCACAGCCAUCAAAGACCUGGUGGACGAUCUGGCCCGCCACAGGAUGGACAACGAGAUCAAUAAUAGGAAGUGUGAAGUUCUCCUGGACGGCAGGUUUCAAGUGUCGAAGUGGAUGAAUAUCCAUGUUGGUGAUGUGGUUCGUUUGAAGAAAAAUGAUCACAUCCCGGCCGACAUUCUGUUGUUGUCCAGUUCAAACCCCAACAGUCUUUGUUAUGUUGAAACCGCCGAGCUCGAUGGGGAAACCAACCUGAAGUUUAAAAUGGGCCUGAAAGUGACAGACGAGAGACUGCAGGAGGAGGGCCAGCUGGCACAGUUUGACGCCGUGAUAGUGUGUGAGGAGCCUAACAACCGUCUGGAUAAGUUCACGGGGACCAUGCGUUGGAGGAAAGACCGCUUCCCUCUGGAUCUGGACAAUAUGAUGCUGAGAGGAUGUAGGAUCAGAAACACUGACGAGUGUCACGGACUGGUCAUCUUCGCAGGCGCCGACACUAAAAUCAUGAGGAAUGGGGGCAAGACCAGAUUCAAGAGGACUAAAAUCGAUGAAUUGAUGAACUACAUGGUGUACACUAUCUUUGUAAUCCUGGUCCUGUUGUGUGCUGGCCUGGCCAUCGGAAACACCUUCUGGUACGAGGAAGUAGGCAGCAAGGCCUGGUAUCUGUAUGACGGUAAGGACCAGACUGCUUCUUACAGAGGUUUCCUCAGCUUCUGGGGGUACAUCAUCGUGCUCAACACCAUGGUUCCCAUCUCCCUCUACGUCAGUGUGGAGGUGAUUCGUUUGGGCCAGUCUAAGUUCAUCAACUGGGACCUUCAGAUGUACUACCAGGAGAAAGACACCCCAGCCAAGGCCCGCACCACCACCCUCAACGAGCAACUGGGUCAGAUCGAAUACAUCUUCUCAGAUAAGACCGGUACCCUCACGCAGAACAUCAUGGCCUUCAAGAAAUGCACCAUUGCUGGACACACCUUUGGUGACCCUGCUAAUGUUGCGGGUGUACCUCUGGAUCGUGGGAAGCCAGUGGACUUCACCUGGAACAAGUACGCAGACAGGAAGUUUGAGUACUUGGAUCAUUCCCUGGUGGCCUGCAUCCGGUCCAUGAAGGACAAAGACACCUUGGAGUUCUUCAAGCUGCUGUCUCUGUGUCACACUGUCAUGGUGGAGCAGAAAGAAGAUGAGUUGGUGUACCAGGCAGCCUCUCCUGAUGAGGGAGCUCUGGUGACUGCUGCCAGGAACUUUGGUUUUGUGUUCCUGUCCCGUACCCAGGACACCAUCACCAUCAGCGAGAUGGACCAGGAGAUGACCUACGAGGUGCUGGCCCUGCUCGACUUUAACAGCGACCGCAAACGCAUGUCCAUCAUCCUGAGGUUCCCUGACGGUCGGAUCCGUUUGUACUGCAAAGGAGCAGACACGGUCAUCUACGAACGCCUCUCUCCUAACUCCAAACACAAGGAAGUGACCCAGACUGCUCUAGACAUCUUUGCCAACGAGACUCUCCGGACCUUGUGUCUGUGCUACAAGGAUAUCAGUAAGCAGGAGUUUGACGCCUGGGCUAAGAAGCACAAGGCUGCCAGUGUUGCUAUGGGCAACAGGGAGGCUGCUCUAGAUCGAGUGUAUGAACAGAUUGAGAGCAACCUCAUGAUGAUCGGAGCGACUGCCAUCGAGGACAAGCUACAGGACGGCGUUCCUGAGACCAUCGCCAAGCUGGCAAAGGCUGACAUCAAGAUCUGGGUCCUGACUGGAGAUAAGAAAGAAACGGCUGAGAACAUUGGCUAUUCCUGUAAGCUGCUUACCGAUGAUAUGCAGAUCCACUAUGGAGAGGAUGUCAAUGAGAAGCUGCGGAUCAGACAGGCAAACCGAAGGGAUCAGCCGCCUGCAUUCGGUCGGACCAGGAAGAAGGUACCGGAUCCUUUCUUCCCUGAGCCUGGCAGGAACGCCCUCAUCAUCACUGGAGGCUGGCUGAACGAGAUCUUAUACGAGAAGAAAAAGAAGCGUCGCCGUCUUCGACUGAAGCGUCUCGGUAAGAGACCCGCCUCCGCCACGCCCCAGGAUGCCGCCCAGCCAAUCGACGACUGGGAGAAGGAGACUCGUCAGGUGGACUUUGUGAACAUGGCGUGCGAGUGCGAGGCGGUCAUCUGCUGUCGUGUCACGCCAAAACAAAAGGCCAACGUGGUCAGCCUGGUGAAGAAGUACAAGAAGGCUGUCACGCUGUCCAUCGGAGACGGAGCCAACGACGUCAACAUGAUCAAGACUGCAGACAUCGGUGUGGGUAUAUCUGGACAGGAGGGCAUGCAGGCGGUGAUGUCCAGUGACUAUGCCUUCGCUCAGUUCCGGUACCUGGAGCGUCUCCUGCUGGUCCACGGUCGCUGGUCCUACAUCCGCAUGUGCAAGUUCCUCCGCUUCUUCUUCUUCAAGAACUUUGCCUUCACCCUGGUCCACUUCUGGUACUCCUUCUUCAAUGGGUUCUCAGCUCAGGUUGCCUAUGAAGACUGGUUCAUUACUUUAUACAACGUGAUGUACAGCUCCCUUCCCGUCCUGUUGGUUGGCUUAUUGGAUCAGGACGUGAAUGACAAACUGAGUAGAAAGUUCCCCAAGUUAUACCUCCCUGGUCAGCAGGGGGCGCUGUUCAACUACAAGAACUUCUUCAUCAGUCUGUUCCACGGCAUCUUCACCUCUCUGGUGAUCUUCUUCAUCCCGUACGGGGCGUUCCUCCAGACCAUGGGGCAGAAUGGAGAGGCACCGUCAGACUACCAGUCCCUGGCUGUGGUCAUGGCUUCCUCUCUCAUCUUCACAGUCAACAUGCAGAUCUCUCUGGAGACGUCAUACUGGACCUUUGUGAACUGCUUCGCCGUCCUUUGCAGUAUAGCCAUAUACUUCGGCAUCAUGUUCGAUAUCCACAGUGCAGGAAUCCACGUCAUCUUCCCAUCAACCUUCACUUUCACCGGAGUGGCCUCUAACGCGCUCAGACAGCCCUAUCUGUGGCUGACCAUCAUCCUGACUGUGGGGAUCACCCUGCUUCCUGUCAUCUGCAUCCAGUUCCUCUACAAAACCAUAUGGCCGUCCGUUGGAGACAAUGUCCAGAGGAACAGGAAGAAGUAUGAGAUGGAGGAGGUAGAGGAGGAGAAAUCCACUCCCUUCCAGCGAGGAAGACGCUCCCGCCGCUCAGCUUACGCCUUCUCUCACUCCAGAGGCUACGCCGACCUCAUCGCGUCCGGCCGCAGCAUCCGAAGACGACCUGCUACAGCACGCCCCAACCCCAGGGACAGCAUCCGAGAGAUCCCCCAGGCCGAGAACAUAUGAGGUGGUGGUGGUUGGGGGCUCACCUCACCACACCAGGGCCUGGUCCUAGAUCUGUUUGUGCUGUCUUACAACUCCUGUGGUAAAUGUCAGUUUCUGACCAUAGGCGUUGUCAAGACGACACAAACAGAUCUGUGACCAGGCUAGCCUGUCAUGCCUAUGCUUUUAGGAGGUUGAUGAAGCUGAGACCAUAUUUGAGGUCUCCCCGGCAUGAUCUUACUAAACAAAAGACCCUUCCACCCAAAAGCUUACUGAAGCCCUUUUGUAUUGGGGAUUUAAUGUUUAAGGUUUUGUGUAACAGACAACGUUGUUUAUCACAGAAUGGCUCGUCAUUACUGGGUACUCCAGAUAUACCUUGGCCCGUAUUGAUGAAGCCUUAGUUUGAGUACUGAUCUAGGAUCAGGUCCUACCCCAUGUACAUGUAAUCUUGUAAUUAUCUAAAAGGGAAUACUGUUCCUAGAUCAGCAUUUUGUGAAUACGGGCCCAAGAGUUAUCGGGUUGGCCUUGUUUAAACGGACUAAAUUUAAUAUAUUGUUAAUAUUAUUGUUGGUUUGUAUUUCACUGGAUCAGUUGUGAAAAUGUAUACUUGCAGUCAGAAGGGUGUCAUAAUCAUGAUUUUAUAUUUAAAUGUACAAGAAUUUCAGCUUUAUUUUCUGUUCAAAACGCUGGAUCCUAGAAGUAAGGUAUGUUUUCCACAGUUUAUUUUAUGGUGUCCUUCCUUAUUGCUGUGAGCCAUUUAACACUCUCUUUAUGCACAUGGAUUCAUUGUAUACGUGCCAAUAGAACCCUGCUGAACCAGUUGUAUACAUGCCAAUAGAACCCUGCUGAACCAGUUGUUUACGGUGAUCCAAUAGAACCCUGCUGAACCAGUUGUAUACGGUGAUCCAAUAGAACCCUGCUGAACCAGUUGUUUACGGUGAUCUAAUAGAACCCUGCUGAACCAGUUGUUUACGGUGAUCUAAUAGAACCCUGCUGAACCAGUUGUAUACAUGCCAAUAGAACCCUGCUGAACCAGUUGUUUGCGGUGAUCCAAUAGAACCCUGCUGAACCAGUUGUAUACAGUGAUCCAAUAGAACCCUGCUGAACCAGUUGUUUACGGUGAUCUAAUAGAACCCUGCUGAACCAGUUGUUUGCGGUGAUCUAAUAGAACCCUGCUGAACCAGUUGUUUACGGUGAUUUAAUAGAACCCUGCUGAACCAGUUGUUUACGGUGAUCCAAUAGAACCCUGCUGAUCCAGUUGUAUACAUGCCAAUAGAACCCUGCUGAACCAGUUGUUUACGGUGAUCUAAUAGAACCCUGCUGAACCAGUUGUUUACGGUGAUCCAAUAGAACCCUGCUGAACCAGUUGUUUACGGUGAUCUAAUAGAACCCUGCUGAACCAGUUGUUUACGGUGAUCUAAUAGAACCCUGCUGAACCAGUUGUUUGCGGUGAUCUAAUAGAACCCUGCUGAACCAGUUGUUUGCGGUGAUCUAAUAGAACCCUGCUGAACCAGUUGUUUACGGUGAUCCAAUAGAACCCUGCUGAACCAGUUGUAUACAUGCCAAUAGAACCCUGCUGAACCAGUUGUUUACAUGCCAAUAGAACCCUGCUGAACCAGUUGUUUACGGUGAUCCAAUAGAACCCUGCUGAACCAGUUGUUUACGGUGAUCCAAUAGAACCCUGCUGAACCAGUUGUUUACGGUGAUCCAAUAGAACCCUGCUGAACCAGUUGUUUACGGUGAUCCAAUAGAACCCUGCUGAACCAGUUGUUUACGGUGAUCCAAUAGAACCCUGCUUGAACCAGUUGUUUACGGUGAUCCAAUAGAACCCUGCUGAACCAGUUGUUUACGGUGAUCCAAUAGAACCCUGCUUGAACCAGUUGUUUACGGUGAUCCAAUAGAACCCUGCUGAACCAGUUGUUUACGGUGAUCCAAUAGAACCCUGCUGAACCAGUUGUUUACGGUGAUCCAAUAGAACCCUGCUGAACCAGUUGUUUACGGUGAUCCAAUAGAACCCUGCUGAACCAGUUGUUUACGGUGAUCCAAUAGAACCCUGCUGAACCAGUUGUUUACGGUGAUCCAAUAGAACCCUGCUGAACCAGUUGUUUACGGUGAUCCAAUAGAACCCUGCUGAACCUCUGGACAAAUUUAGUUUGACCGGUUUUUAGCUGAGCUUUUUUCCAGAUCAUAAACUGAUGCAAAUAGCUUCUUGCCAUUCUUUAAUGAAUUGAGCUUUUAUUAUAUAUUAUAUAUUAUUACAUUAUAGAUAACUGUUAUUAUAGUAUCAACACUGUCCAUCCUCUUUUAUUUUUUUUGCUUAUUUUUGUAACAGGAUGGUUAUUACUAUGACUUUUGGUGUAAAAUGGCAAUGGUCUAAAUAUUUACUUGUGCCUCAAAUGGCAUUCUACUCCCUAUUUAGUGCACUACUUUUAACCAAGGCCUAUGGGGCUUCGGUCAAAAGUAGUGCACUACAUAGGGAAUAGGGUGCCAUUUUGGUAUUUAACCAUUUGAAAUGAAGUAUGAAUGGAAUUGGCAAUUUGCAAUAUUUGCUAUGAAGGACCAACCUGCUCAGACGUUUCAAUGAGUUUAAUAUUUUGACUUGGGCUUUGACUCAAUCCACAAGGAUGCAGUCUUUGGAUUGAGUCUCAGCCAUGGCUAUUUUAUUGGCCUAAUGCAUUAUAUCAGCCUUUUAUCAAUAUGAUCUCUGUCGAACAGUACUGUUUAAUGUGUAUAAAUACUCUUUGUUCUGUUACACACUUCAUCAUGCUGUAUAACAAAUGGACUGUAAUUGUAUUUUAAAGGUUUGUGUAUACAUUUGCAUUAUACAUUUGUAUACACAAAACUGAACAAUGGCCUUUAGUGGUCAACUGGGCCACUCUUAAAACUACAUUUUUUUUUUUAAAUUCUUGUUUUUAGUAUAUUAAUGAUAUAAAGUACCUUGUAAAAUGACUUUGAAUAAAGACUGACUAUACCGAGAA